Xylaria bambusicola is the source of this 1663-nucleotide messenger RNA. RefSeq lists its product as uncharacterized. Gene Ontology annotation, cellular component: endoplasmic reticulum. The record is from RefSeq and is a predicted model, not a curated record. Gene Ontology annotation, molecular function: L-ascorbic acid binding; iron ion binding; procollagen-proline 4-dioxygenase activity. Gene Ontology annotation, biological process: peptidyl-proline hydroxylation to 4-hydroxy-L-proline. The coding region runs from base 459 to 1328 and encodes 289 amino acids. The transcript is spliced from 2 exons. Lineage: Eukaryota; Fungi; Ascomycota; Sordariomycetes; Xylariales; Xylariaceae.
AUUGUAGAAAUUUGGUCCUGACGAUAGACGAUAAGACAGAGCGUACAAAUUCUCGAAGACGUUCUGUAUUAGAUUUCGAUUCGUAAUACGUCUUGUCUCUGAUCUUGCGCGUCAAUAUCAGAAAACAUUGGAUAUUCCCUGCUGUAGAAUCACGAUGAUUAUACUCAAGCAUGAUUCAUUCACCUUAAUCUGUUUGGAGCAGCCGUGAUCGUCAUGGAGACGGGAACAUAGCAUGUUGUAAGUUGGGAGGUGAUGCCGGAUAAAUAACCAGCAGAACUAUCAGAUCUGCUCCCUUAAAAUGCUCUUCGGAACAGAAUGCACCGAUAUCAUAAUGAUCUAAGCUUGAGUCGUCCUCAAUUUCAUUUUUCCAUGCCUGUGCAAAUUGACCCGUUGCGUUUGGUCUUCGACUUCCCCUUUGACUAUGCGUUACAUGACAAGCAUUCGACAAUUCCUCGACAAUGGCUAAAAAGUCCAAUGCCAAGCUGGCCAUAACCAAAACUCAAGCUGCAGCAUCGAUCACCAUCGCCAUCUUUUGCGCUCUUUCCGCUGUAUGGCUACUUGGCCCAGCAUCGAAACUCCUGAGGGAUUCGCCCCAAUCCCCCUCACCACUACUGCAGGUGAACUCAUCACAUAGCGAUUUGCAAUGUGAAGACCAGAGCUAUAAGACCGAGCUUAUUUCACUCGAUCCACUCGUCAUCUAUAUCCGCAACUUCAUCACCAAGGGGGAGAUUGACGACAUCGUAAAUGCUGGCGAAAAUCGCUUCAACCCCUCCGUAGUGAAUCAGAAUGGGCGGAUGAUUCAGAACCCGUACCGUACCUCGUGGAGCGCUGGCUUGCCAGCUGAUGCUCCCGCAGUAAAAUGUGUUCUCGAACGGUCGAGAAGAUUCCUCGGAACUGUUCUUGACCCUGAUGAAGACGAGAUGGGUGUGCCACAGCUUGUGCGAUACACCGAAGGGCAGGAAUAUAAUCUGCACCACGACUGGAUGCGGAUACCCCACGCGGCCUUCGAUGGGUCAGCACGAACGUUCAACCGGGUUGCGAGUUUCUUCGUUAUUCUUCAGGAUGAAUGUGUCGGAGGGGAGACAUGGUUUCCCUUCGUCAAGCCCGUUUCAUCCCAGCUGAACGGGAACGACGAAGGCAGGCUAUGGCGCGAGCACGAAGAUGGUGGGCUUGCUUUCAAACCUGUGGCCGGGAAUGGUAUCUUUUGGGUGAAUUUAUUCCCCAAUGGUACGGGAGAUACACGGACUGUGCAUGCAGGGUUGCCAGUCACGGGCGGGUUGAAGACUGCAAUGAACAUUUGGCCAAGACAGUACCGCCCUAACUCGUGAUCAACUCAUUAUACGAGUUAGAGCCCAUCUUCUUGAGCCAUUCAUCUGCCUAAGAUCUAGGUAUAAGCACUAGCCUCUGUGAUUAUACCCUUCUGAGAGACUGUGACAUUGUGGCGAAAGCCUUUAUUGUUGUACAUUAGAAAGAUGCAUGUCAACUUCGAGGGCAAACUAGGGGCUAUGCAACAACAAAAUAACCCAACUCGGAAAAACAUGGAACUAACCGUUCACUGUUUCCGAGUAUUGAAUCAAUCAUCGUGCCUAGCAAUUUUUACGUACUUCGUUUGAUACGAUGUAAAUUCUUGUAUGCUACGUUAACAUUGCGUAUUUCACUUGAG